GUUGGCCCCACACUCUCGCCACCGAGCGACCAUCAUACAUGGCGCCGAUCGACCGCGACAAGCUCCUCUCGUGCUUCACGGCGCACGUCGCGUGGGCGGAGCGUCCCUGCGUGCAGCGCACCUGGCGAACGCUGCGUGGGGAGGCGCCGCUGGGCAGCAGUGCGCUUCCGAAGCCUCCCGCUUCGUCAACCGCAGCGGCAGGGUCGUCGAGCUUCACGGGCGUCGGCCGCAUAUUUGGUCUGCACAACUUCGAUGCGGGCGGGCUGCUGGGCGAUGGAAACUACUCGCAGGUCAUCCAGGCAACGGUGAGACCGACGCAGGAGCAGGUGGCGCUCAAGAUUGUCGACAAGGCAAAGAUGAACCGCUACCACAAGGCGGACGAGGUCAUCGUCGAGAAGUACGUGCUCACGCACGCUGACCACCCCUCCAUCAUCCGGCUGUACCACACCUUCCAGGACGCCUCCGCGCUCUACCUCUGCCUCGAGCUCGUGCCUGGCGGCGAGCUGUGGGCGCUCUGCCACCGGCGCGGCAUACACACCUCGCACGCGGCGUACUUCGUCUCGCAGCUGUGCGAGGCGCUGCAGCACCUGCACGAGCGGCGCAUCGUCCACAGAGACGUCAAGCCGGAGAACGUGCUGCUGACCGCCGAGGGGCGGCUCAAGCUGAUCGACUUUGGGUCCGCGAAGCUCAUGGACGCGGUGGAGACAGACUCGCCGCUGCGCGCCUCGCUCUGCCUCGCCGACCCCUUCAAAGACUUCGUCGGCACGGCGGAGUACAUGGCGCCCGAGGCGAUCGACAACAAAGGCACCGACUGGCGCUCGGACCUCUGGUCCCUCGGCUCCUUCACAUGCAUGCUCCUCGCCGGCGAGCCCCCCUUCCGCGGCGGCUCCGACUACCUCACCUUCCGACGCGUCCAGGCUCGCCUCUUCCACAUGCCCGAGGGGAUGCCGCCCGACGCCGCCGACCUUGUCGACAACCUCCUCGCCUCCAGCCCCGACCAGCGGCUCGGCGGCGGCGCGAGCCUCGACGAGCCGGCGGCUGCGCGGCACGGCGCCCUCCUCGACCACCCUUUCUUCGGCCGGCACGUCGGCGGCUCGGGCGGCGCCGGCGCACAGCCCCGCGGCUCGCUGCACCAGCGGCCCCUCCCCAUCCCGCGCCUGGCGGAGCUGUGCCUCGAGCCGGUCUGCACCAGGCUCACUCAAGGAGGCUGGGCGCGCGCGGCCAUUGGCGGCCCGCCAGCCUCGCGCUGGCCAGACGCCGUCUGCCGCGCGCUCGUCUUUGAGCUCGCGAGGAAGCGCGCGCUGACGGACGAGCUGCGGCAGCUGCUGCGGGCCGGCCCGCCUCCGCCGCCGAUCGAUGACGACGCGCUGAUUGAGGCGGCGCGGAACGAGGCGGGCGAGGAGGAGUCGCGGCCGCUAGGGACGCGACCGAUGUCGCAGGCGCUGCCGGCUGAGCUGGCGGCGAUGGACGAUGAGGAGGAGUUGCGGCAGGCGGAGGCGGGCGAGAUGUUCGGAGAGAGCUCCAGCGACGAGUCGGGAGGGGCCGAGGGCACGCUGGUGUGAGGCACAACCGGGGGGCGCGCCGCGCGUUCGAGUGUAUAGAGAUGAGUUGCGGUUGCGGUUGGGGAGACUGCAGCUCUCACCCUAUGCGGCAGUCGCCAGUCCAUGUCCCCCGCCCGCUCCCGCAGCCGCACGAGCGGUAAAAAUAAACACCUUGUCUAGUGCUACUCGUAGGAAAGGAUGUGCGGGGCGUAAAAUCUA
Molecule: messenger RNA, 1760 nt
Organism: Emiliania huxleyi CCMP1516
Lineage: Eukaryota; Haptophyta; Isochrysidales; Noelaerhabdaceae
Exons: 7
Coding region: 39-1562 (507 amino acids)
Biological process (GO): peptidyl-serine phosphorylation; intracellular signal transduction
Molecular function (GO): ATP binding; protein serine/threonine kinase activity
Source: RefSeq, a predicted model, not a curated record